Molecule: messenger RNA, 189 nt
Organism: Dibothriocephalus latus
Lineage: Eukaryota; Metazoa; Platyhelminthes; Cestoda; Diphyllobothriidea; Diphyllobothriidae
Source: the annotation of a GenBank genome assembly
CGUCUCUAUCCACCAGUGGAGACAGAGUCUCUUAACGCCAGCAGCGAGUGUGAGAUGGCAGCGAAUACCGGCCAACCAAUCUGUAAGGCUGGCAUUCAUGAUUGUGUCGAUUCGCCCAACGGUUCCUUCUGUCGCAGCGAGCAGAUUGCAGUCAAGGCACCCGGACUCACCGCAGAUGAAUGCAAGUGA